Molecule: messenger RNA, 1750 nt
Organism: Xyrauchen texanus (razorback sucker)
Lineage: Eukaryota; Metazoa; Chordata; Actinopteri; Cypriniformes; Catostomidae
Product: CDP-diacylglycerol--glycerol-3-phosphate 3-phosphatidyltransferase
Exons: 6
Coding region: 222-833 (203 amino acids)
Biological process (GO): phospholipid biosynthetic process
Cellular component (GO): membrane
Molecular function (GO): phosphotransferase activity, for other substituted phosphate groups
Source: RefSeq, a predicted model, not a curated record
GUUUACAGUAUGUGCCGCGCGCCGUGUCAUAAAUGUCAUUCGUGGAAAAGAGGUUGAACCUUUUGCAGUGAGAUAAAUAUUUAUGAUAAUUCACAAUGGCAUUUUUUAUUACAAUCUAUUCAAGUAUAUUUCUGUUUAUUGUAAAACGUUAAAUAAGAAAUUAAUAAGUAACUCGUUGCUUGUUCGAUACUGGAGACACGUGGGAGCAUCUGUGAUAGAGUAUGGUAUUGCAUGUCUGUCUUUAUGUGCCUAAUGUAAUUGGUUACAUCCGGAUUCUUCUUGUUCUCACUGCCUGGAUUGUAUACACUAACCCAUUGAGAUUUGUACCCUUGUAUGUGUUAUCAAUUAUAUUGGAUGGGGUGGAUGGCUGGGCAGCACGUCGGCUCCAGCAGACCUCUAGGUUCGGAGCAUGGUUAGAUGUGGUUGCUGACAAUGUAGGACGUGGCAUGCUUUGGAAUAUGUUAUAUGAUUGGGGCUGGUUGGUGUCUUCAGUAGAGUGGUGUGUAUUUGUGUGCAACCACAAUGCCAGAGGAGCCAAUUGGAAGAACACUUUCAAAGAGAGCCCGGUUUUGGUGCAGGCGGUGAUGGCAAAAGGCUUCAAGACUCCCUUGGGCAUAUUGACAAUAGCAGGGCUUCAUGUGUUGCCAUUGUGGCUGUAUGGCUACCAGCAUGAGGUGCUGUCUAAGGCUCUCAAUGUCCAAAACUGGCUGCAGAUUGUUGGGAUUUUGGUGCUGGCAGCAGGGCGUUUGCUGGGUUUUGCAGUUGAGAUGUGGUGCAUCUUUAACCAUCUGAAAUUUUUAUUGUUGGAUGAAGAGGAAGAAAAGAAUAACUAAAAAAAGAAUAGUGUUUUUCAAUAUGUUGUUAUGGUUCAGAUGGAAUAGAUGCAUUUGAAAACAAGUAAAAGAGAAUUAUUUAGUUUAUUGUUUUGAUCUGCACCUGACAAAACAGUGCAUCCCAGGCAUUGAGCACAUUGAGCUUGACUUACUUUAUUAACUGUAAGAUAAAGCAGUUAACCAGGGAAUGUUUUUGCAAGGUUCUCUUAAUAUUUUCUUGAAAAUCCUAAAAAGGAUACAUACUUAUAUAUGCUCUAAAACGCACAGUAUGUUUAGCAAAGAUAGGGCUUUGUACUGUUAUUGUGGUGUUGCUUUUGAUUUUGCUUGAUGUGAAACUGCUACUUAAUGUAUUUAAUGUUGUAUUUAUUGUAUUGAUUUUAUUUGAACAGAUUUAUGUUUCUAAGUUUUAAAUCAUAAACUAUACAAUUUUUAAGUUUGAAACAUACACAGAUGUUAAUUUAAAGGAAUACUCCAGGCUCAAUACACGUUUGCUCAAUGACAGUAUUUAUGUUGAUGACUUUUCCAUUGUUUAUUAAAAAAAAAAAAAAAAGAAGAAAAAUGGCAGUUACAUUAAGGCACAAAAUGGAGUCAAUCCGUAAACAAUAAACAGUUUAAAAAAUAAAGCCAUUUUACAAUUUAAUAUGAUUUAUCGUUAUAAAAUCAAGGAUUUACUGAUGAUACAGCGUUUACCAGAUUUUAGGGUUUACCAGUGUUACGUCAUCAUGACAAAGUUGUAAAAUUGGCUAUAACUUUACACAGUUGAGGUUGGUAAGAGAUUUUUAUCACACUAAAAUCAUGUUAUGUUUACGCCUUGUGGUUAUGUACUUUGAAAGGGUGUUUUUUAAUAUUAAUGGACUGGCGCCAUCCACUUUGUAUUAUUUUUUAAAUAAACUAGGAAUAUGUAAAAAAAAAAAAAA